AUGAUUCACGAGAUCGAUGUUUUCCAGAUCAAGAUCACCGAGGAAUACACAUUGCUGUUCAAGGAGACUUUUCCACAUCGUGUAAAUGAAGCCCUCGAAAUCACACGGCGGCAGCGUGAAAAGACCUGGGAGGACGUGAACGGCCUUCUACAAAAGCUGGACACAUUGAACUGGGAGAUCAUGUCCUGGGUGAAUCGAAUAUCAUUUGUUGACCUAAGUCAAGUCGACAUCCGCGGGGCUACUCUGACAAAGGGCAAAAGUCUUUGGACACGACAAUUUCAGGAUCUCAAGAAACGCAUCGAUGAAGUAUUGAUGCAGUUUACAUACAAAGGGCACCCUUUACAUUAUGUGGGUAGUUUGAACAAUGGCACUCGAGGGGCGCACAAAGGAAAAACAGUCAUUAAUAUCAAUGACUUUGAUGUUGACCUCUUUGUUGUGCAUUCGGUCGAAUGGCACAGGAAUUUGCCGAUUAUAAUGAAAAAUUACCCUCAAAAUCUCAGCAAUGGGAAGAUCUUCCCUUUGGGAACGCAUAUGCAGGAACUGCAGAAUCUCAGUCAUGCCGUGGGCCAGGCAUUGGCAGGAGAACUUGGUGACGACCUGAAAAAUGCGUGGGAUUUUAUUGAUAAUACUGAGAUCGUGCUUCGAGAGAUAGACUCUUAUUAA
Penicillium cosmopolitanum is the source of this 663-nucleotide messenger RNA. RefSeq lists its product as uncharacterized. NCBI's taxonomy places the organism in Eukaryota, Fungi, Ascomycota, Eurotiomycetes, Eurotiales, Aspergillaceae. The transcript has a single exon. The record is from RefSeq and is a predicted model, not a curated record. Bases 1 to 663 code for a protein of 220 amino acids.